Vespula pensylvanica (western yellowjacket) is the source of this 800-nucleotide messenger RNA. RefSeq lists its product as uncharacterized. Bases 137 to 697 code for a protein of 186 amino acids. NCBI's taxonomy places the organism in Eukaryota, Metazoa, Arthropoda, Insecta, Hymenoptera, Vespidae. The record is from RefSeq and is a predicted model, not a curated record. The transcript has 5 exons.
UAUAUGACUUGUGAUAAUUUCUAAUAUAAAACUAUAUGAGACAUCAAAUUAUCUGAUUAUUGAUCUUAUCAGAAAAAGCUUGUUAUCUCUAGUUCUAUAGCAGUAUUAAGUAUCUGUCCAAUGUGAACCUGUCAAUAUGAAUACUUUGAAGUUAAUCAUAUUUUUAAUAUGCUGUGUGUGGUUUGCUUUAGGACUUGAUAAAUCAAGACCAUAUUGUUUUCGAUUUACUUGGCCAGGACCAAUACCUUAUAAAGAUUCUUUAAAUACUACUUGUACAAAAGGUAGAUAUAAUGGAGUGCCAUGUGUAGAUCCACUAAUCUAUGAUGCAUCGGGUCCACCAAAUAUAACUAAAAUAUGGAAUCAUGAUAUUAAUAUUGAUGAUAAAGACAUUGUUUCAAAUACAAGUGUAUGUGUUUUACAAAAAGGCUUUGCAUGUAUUAAAUAUUCUAAUAUUUACAACAAUGCAGUUAUAUACAUGUCCCAUUAUUGUGGGAGAAUAAUUGAAGACAAAACAAUAGCUGUUACAUCAGGAUGUUUUAAUUACCAAGUUGAUGCUCAUAUAAUCGAAGUUUGUGCUUGUCAAUCUGCACCAGGACAGAAACCAUGUAAUACAGCAACAAAACAGAUUGCAUCUAUUUUAAUAUUACUUCCCAGUAUAAUAAUAAUAUUUUUUUAUCAUUUUCAUAAUAACUAUUAGAUAGCACAAUAACAUUUAAAACAUAUAAAACAUCUACAUAUAUGUUAUAAUUUUAAUUAUCAAUAAAUUAAAAAGAUAAAAUAUAUAAUAAUAAUCAUCAAAA